Messenger RNA from Macadamia integrifolia, 750 nucleotides. RefSeq names its product F-box protein FBW2-like. Gene Ontology annotation, molecular function: protein binding. The transcript is spliced from 2 exons. The record is from RefSeq and is a predicted model, not a curated record. NCBI's taxonomy places the organism in Eukaryota, Viridiplantae, Streptophyta, Magnoliopsida, Proteales, Proteaceae. Bases 63 to 449 code for a protein of 128 amino acids.
CAGGCCAAAUCUUCUUAACUGGUUCCAGAGAGAGAGAAGAGAGAGAAGAGAGAGAGAGAGGAAUGGAGGAAUCCAACCCAACAUGGGAAGAUCUAAACACAGACUGCUUGGUUUUGGUGUUUCAGAGAAUUGGGUUGGAAUCACUCAUCUUGGGUGUCCCCUUUGUUUGUAAAUCAUGGUAUAGUGCUUCUCUUAAUCCUCAAUGUUGGAGAUAUCUACGUUUCCCAGCUCCCUUUGACCUCUUUAUGGUGAGAUUCAUGGAAAAUUAUCAUAUAGAAAAGCAUAAAUUAUCUGUUACUGGUUUUGUAAAGCUCUUUGUUCAUAGAAGCAGGGGAUCCAUUGCCUGGCUUGAAAUUCCUUAUUGGUGCUCUGAGUUACAGUCUUUGGAGUCUCUCUCAGAUGAGUUACAUCGGCAACAGAAAGAUCAAGACCUGAGUUCUGAGAUUUGAAUAGUGAAUACGACUGCAUUAAAAGGUGGGCUCUGGAGAUUUCAUCUUUUUGUGAUUGGUGAGGGCUUAUUGAAGAUGAAUUCAGCACCAAAUAAAUGUAGGGUCCAUGUAAUUUUGAUGAAUUUUUUUUGGUAAACGAAAAACUAUUUAUUAAAGCGAGUGUAGUUGUUGAGUUCUAUCAAUCACGGAGAGGAAUUUUGUUGAAAUUAGAACAUGUGAAUAUAUUAUUGAUCUAGUUUGUUAUGAAUGUUAAUGAAAAUUUUGAAAAUUUAAGGAUAUUAAAUGUUAGAUAUUUAGUUUU